AUGGGAACAACACAGACUCACAUCCACACAGUUCAGAAGGCUGGCUUCCUGCUGAGAGCCAUGCUGCUCUCUCUUCUGCUGUGUGGCCCGCAGCAAGUUGCAUCAGACUCAGAUGAGGCGAUACUGACUGAGUGGGAUAUCUGGAAAGACAGUCAUGGCGUCGCUUAUGAUAAAAGGGAGGAGAUUGAAAGGAAGGCCAUCUGGGAGGACAACAAGCGACUAAUUGAAGACAAUAAUCAGGGUUUUUUAAUGGGCAUGAGGCCAUUUACUAUGUCUAUGAACAAAUAUGGAGACCUGACAACACAAGAAUACCAAGUUUUGCAAGGUGCCCUGAUAAACGCACAGUUCGUGAAGAGAGGGAAGGCCGUCUCAGCCCGAAGAUUGCGUGACAAUGCUAGGAAGUUUGACUCUUGGUUUAUCGACUACAGGAACUUGGGUUAUGUCACUGAGGUGAAAGAUCAGGGUUACUGUGGCUCAUGCUGGGCCUUCAGCACAACAGGAGCUAUAGAGGGACAACUAUACAAGAGGACGGGUCAGCUUAUAUCCUUAAGUGAGCAAAACUUGGUGGACUGCUCCAGAUCUUACGGUACCUAUGGCUGCAGUGGUGCCUGGAUGGCCAACGCCUACGACUACGUGGUGAACAAUGGGCUGCAGUCGACACGCACCUACCCAUACACCUCAUUGGAUAACCAGCCUUGUUUUUUCAACAGCAGACUUGCAGUUGCCCAUAUUAAAGACUACCGGUUCAUACCCAAAGGAGAUGAGCAGGCUCUGGCUGAUGCUGUGGCAACUAUUGGGCCAAUUACAGUAGCCGUUGAUGCAAAUCAUGCAAGCUUCCUGUUCUACAGUUCAGGAAUAUAUGAUGAGCCCGACUGUAACCCCAACAAUCUGAGUCACGCAGUGCUGCUGGUUGGCUAUGGCUCUGAAGGAGGCCAAGACUAUUGGAUCUUAAAAAACAGUUGGGGUACCAGCUGGGGUGAAGGUGGCUUCAUGCGAAUGGUCCGGGAUGGCACAAACACUUGUGGCAUUGCAAGCUAUGCCUUGUACCCUAUUCUGUGA
Messenger RNA from Scomber japonicus (chub mackerel), 1059 nucleotides. It is a transcript of the gene cts12, whose product is annotated as cathepsin 12. Gene Ontology annotation, molecular function: cysteine-type endopeptidase activity. Gene Ontology annotation, biological process: immune response. The record is from RefSeq and is a predicted model, not a curated record. The transcript is spliced from 8 exons. Bases 1 to 1059 code for a protein of 352 amino acids. Gene Ontology annotation, cellular component: lysosome. NCBI's taxonomy places the organism in Eukaryota, Metazoa, Chordata, Actinopteri, Scombriformes, Scombridae.